Centrocercus urophasianus (Greater sage-grouse) is the source of this 1536-nucleotide messenger RNA. It is a transcript of the gene PPP1R1B, whose product is annotated as protein phosphatase 1 regulatory inhibitor subunit 1B. Gene Ontology annotation, cellular component: cytoplasm. The record is from RefSeq and is a predicted model, not a curated record. Gene Ontology annotation, biological process: intracellular signal transduction. The transcript has 8 exons. Gene Ontology annotation, molecular function: protein phosphatase inhibitor activity. Bases 848 to 1513 code for a protein of 221 amino acids. Lineage: Eukaryota; Metazoa; Chordata; Aves; Galliformes; Phasianidae.
CGUGCAAGGAGCACGGGAAGGGCGGGGACACGGCUGGGGGCUGGAGCCGAGCCAGGGGUGGGUGCGUCCCCGAGCCCGUGUCCCGACCAAAGUCACCUGGAUUUUAUGAGCGGUGGAACCGCAGAUAAGCGGCUUUGGAGUCUUCAGUUCUUCCAGGAGAGGAGUUUGGGUUUGGGGGAAUUUUCCAUGGAGAAAACCACAGCGAUCCAGAGCUGUGAUCCUGUGACAGCACCGUGUUCUGGUUCUGCGACAUCCCUGGUGGUGGGGACCCUCAGCACGCAGGCAAUGGGACAUUUCAGGAUGCUGUGUCCUCAUGCGCCCACGGGAUCCACCUCCACAGAUAUCCCCUAUGGGGCUGACCCUGUCCCCCAGGCAGACCCUGUCCCAUAGUAGGAGUCCCCGUGCCAUGGGGCAGCCCCCAAAGCUGCGCCCCACAGUGUUCCACCCAGCCAGGCUGCCCACUCUGCCCUCCAGUUUGCAGAGAAACUGAAGCUCCAGGCGCUCGGAUGCCCACAGCCACACACAGCCCUGUCCCGUUCCACGCAGCCACUGCGGUCCCCCCCUACUCCCCCCCCGGUGGGGAACGGGUUAAGGGGCCCGGCAGGCUCGAGCCCCCCUCCCUGGCUCCCCGAGGGCUCAUUAUCCAUGGCCUCAGCCCCCCUGCCCGGGGGAUGAAUAAUGCAGCGCGCUGGUAGGAGCCGUGUCCUCCCUCCCUCUCCUUCCUCCUCCUCCUCCUCCUCCUCGCGGCUCUGCCUUCCCCACCUCCCGCCGCUCAGUCCUCACCGUGCUCAGCCCGGGCGCUGCCGAACUCCGUGUGGCACCGGGCAGCGGCGCAGACCCUGCAGCCAUGGACCCCAAGGACCGCAAAAAGAUCCAAUUCUCGGUGCCGGCACCCCCCAGCCAGCUGGACCCCCGCGCCGUGGAGAUGAUCCGCCGGCGGAGGCCCACGCCUGCCAUGCUGUUCCAGCUCUCCGAGCACUCAUCCCCAGAUGUAGAGGACGAGUCCCUGCCCUACCAGCGAGCCUCCGGCGAGGGCUGCCUGCUGAAACCAAAGAGGACCAACCCGUGUGCCUACACACCACCCUCGCUCAAAGCGGUGCAGCGCAUCGUGCAGUCCCACCUGGAGAGCGGCCUGGCUGGAGGGGACAGCUCUGAUGGAGAGCCCGAUGACGGGGACCCAGAGCUGACUCGCACCUGCGACCCAGACAGCGCCCUCGAGCCUGAAGCCCUGGGGAGCCAGGCCAGAGCUGAGCGAAGCGUCUUCCCUGCCACCAAGGCACACAAGAGGAAAGGGGGGCAGAAGGUGUCCUUUGCGGGAGGCAUCGCUGAGCGCAGCGAGGACCUGAAGGCACUGACUGUGUCCGACAUCCCCGAAGACCCCGAGGACCCCGAGGGGGGCGAAGGCGACGAGGAGGAGCCGGAGGACGGCAGCGAGCACAGCGAGGAGCGGCGGCACGUGGGCCUGGCAGGCACGGAGCGCCGCCGUUCCCCAGUCCCGCUGGGCACCAGCUAGCCAGACCGCGGCCCGGCCGGGAC